Molecule: messenger RNA, 13635 nt
Organism: Colius striatus (speckled mousebird)
Lineage: Eukaryota; Metazoa; Chordata; Aves; Coliiformes; Coliidae
Gene: DNAH10
Product: dynein axonemal heavy chain 10
Exons: 78
Coding region: 1-13635 (4544 amino acids)
Biological process (GO): microtubule-based movement
Cellular component (GO): dynein complex
Molecular function (GO): minus-end-directed microtubule motor activity; ATP binding; dynein intermediate chain binding
Source: RefSeq, a predicted model, not a curated record
AUGGGCGUGAGCGAUGUGCGGUUGCAGUGGCUGCGAGACCGAGCGCUCGCCGUCUUGGGGCUGACCGAUCCGGCUCCUUUCGAGGAGCUGCUGAGCCGCGGUGACGGCGCGGAGGCACGGGCAGCGCUGGGGUUUUUCGACCGCGGCAGCGAGGACGGAGAUGAUGACCGCGAGGCAGGCACGGCGCUGCUGCUGCUGCUGCGGGCCGAGCGGCGCAGCGCGGACGGUGAGGAGGCAGCGGGGAUGACUCAUAAAAGUAAGACAUCCCCUCUGCAAUCUACAGACAGUGAAAGUGUGUCAGGUCAUACACCAGCUCUCUCUAGUGGGUCUGAACGGAACACACUGCUACAAGAAUGGAAAGUUGACAAAGUGUGUUUCUAUGUGGCUCUCGAUGAAAUCCCUGAAGAAUUUGUGUCAGGUUUUACUGUCUAUUUCCUGAGAGACACCAAAGAAAGAAUUACUGAACCUAGUGACCUGACUGAAGCUAAUGAGGUUCUUCCUAAAGUGAUUAAGUUUGGUGUAUUGACUGAUGAUACUCUUCUGAUGUUAAAGAAUGCCAUCUCCCAGGUGUUUUCACCAGCUCUCUCCUAUAGUCAGCAGCAGACUGAAGGAUCUUCCUUUUGUCUAUGUAGUGAAAACACAGAUUCUGAGGAAAGGAAUUUACCAGCAGCUGAGCUUGCAGAAAGGAAAGAGCAGCCCGUGGGAUACGGAGAUGCUAAACUGGAGAUGCCAAGUAUAGAUCUAGAUGGAGAAGUGACUGUUCUGGCCACAGUUCCAGAAGUAGUUGAUGCUCUGGAAAGUUGUGCAAUGACCUGGCAGAAAUUAAUAUCCACAGCUGUAGAGGAACAACUGAAGAACGUUCCACAGGGUAAUGGUCCACUUGCAGAAAUUGACUUCUGGAGGGAAAGAGACAAUACUUUAAGUGCUCUUACAGAACAGAUAAAGCUUCCAGAAGUGCAAAAAGCCAUUGAAAUAUUACAGGAAGCUCAAUCCAAACAUAUUGGAGAUUUACAGAUGGUCUUGAGUGACCUCAGAAAACAUCAUGUGGAAGCUCUAGAUAAUGUGAAGUUCCUUUCUGUUCUUGAACGCCCUUUGAAGAAUUUAACAUAUGGCACUGGGUUUAAUGCUGUCUUGGAUACAAUUCCUCAACUGAUGGAUGCCCUGAGACUCGUGUGGAUAAUGUCCCGACAUUACAACAAGGACGAACGGAUGGUCCCCCUCAUGGAACGAAUUGCCUGGGAGAUUUCAGCAAGAGUGCACAAAGCUGUGGAUUUACAUGUGCUGUUUAAACAAGAUAGAGCUGCUGCAAAAAAGAAAAUAGCAGAAGCCAAAAGCACUCUUGACCAAUGGAAGAAAUGUUAUUUUGAUGUCCGUGCCCAAAUCAAAGAAUCAGGAAGAAAGCAGCACUGGGAGUUUGACCGAAAACGUUUAUUUGAGAAAACAGAUUAUAUGUCUUCAGUCUGUCAAGAUCUGUAUGAUAUUUUACAGGUCACUGAAGAGUUUUGCAAUAUAUUUUGUCCUGAACUGAAAGCUGUCACAAGGAAUCCAAAGCGUGUUAAUAACCUGUUGAGACGAGUACAGGGACUAACUAGUCCUAUGGAAGAACUGACUUUUGACCCUUUUAGCAUGAAAAAUGAACAUGACUGGAAAUCAAUUAUGGAAGAAUUUAGAGAAGAAGUUUCGAUUAUUGAAAAAGAGACCAAAAAUUUUAUUGAUGAAUCUUUUAAGACCCUUCAAUCAGCAGAAGCUGCAUUUGACCUGCUAUUAAAGUUCAAACACAUCCACUGUUGUGAAACUGUUCAUAAGCACAUGAUGAUGAAGUUCAGUGAUAUUUUGGACCAAUACUGUCAAGAGGUUGAAAAUAUUAAGCAGAUCUUUGUUCAGAACCUCGAGGAUCCACCUUUGUGCAAGGAUCAUCCUCCAGUGGCUGGAGCAAUAUAUUGGGCACGACUUCUUUUCGAUCGGAUCAAACACCCUAUUAUUCGAUUUCAAGAAGUAGAGGAGUUGCUUGCUGGUGAACGGGGAAAGGAAAUAAAACAAAUGUAUCUUCAAGUGGCCAAGAGGUUGAAAGAGUAUGAAGACCAAAAAUACAAGCAGUGGAGAGGUGAGACAGAACAGAAUCUCCUGCCCUUACUGGAAAAUACUCUGCUGACUAGCUCUGUAACAGAGGAGUCUGUCAUCACAGAGAAAAGUGUCCACUUCAUGGUAAACUUUCCUCCCUCACUUCAUGAGGUUAUCCUUGAAACAAAGCACAUGGACCAGCUAGGAUUUCAAGUCCCAGACAUGGCGAGAUAUGUGGCAUUACAGGAAGGCAAAUAUCUUGGGUAUAUAGAUAGAUUGAAAAGGAUAUUGGAUCUCUAUCACAAGUUAAUGGGAACACUGAAUGAAGCAGAAACCAAACUCCUUGAUGACCAUAUUCAAAAUCUCUGGUCUCUAUUCAAAUGGGGGCACAGAAGGCUCAACUGGAUGUCCUUAGGUGUUGGUGACUUCAUUGUCCACUGUACAGAAACUGUGGAGAAUUUUGAAUUACUUAUCCGUCGGAUUCACAAUAAUUCUGAAGACAUAAACAACAAACUUUUGUUCAUAGAAUCAACAAAUCUCUUUAAGUUUCCACCUUCAAAAACUGGUGAUGAGCUUCCUGGAGCAGAAGAAUUUUUUGAAUAUGUUAAGUGUGAAAGAGCAAAAGAUGUGGCACAUAUGGUUAGAAAGUAUUCUGCAAUUCCACGAUUCCUAAUGAAAGUGGAAAGAUCUGUUGCCAAGACAAACAGUGGCAAAUCUCCCAAAUUGGCUUCCUAUUAUGCAUACUGGGAAAACAGGGUUUAUCAGGUGUUGACACAGUUGAUUGUGAAGAAUUUGCAGGCUUUUAAUGCAGCUGUUCUUGCAAAUGUGCCAGUGUUCCAAACAGAAGCUAUUUUAUCUGUUCCUGAGAUAAUCUUGCAAACUAAUGCCAGUGAGAUUGAGAAAAUGACUGCACAAUGUGUCCAAGACUGUGUUGAGGUCACAAAGCACUUUGUACGAUGGAUGCAUGGUACCUGUAUUGAAUGCCCUCCUCAGAAUAUUAAGGAAGAAGAAGCUUUCACUUUCAGCUUUUACAGCGACAUCUGCCACAACCCUCUGGUAAAACACCAGGCUGUUCUCAUAUCUCAGAAUGUCCAUAAACUCCUGGCUUCUCUCAGCAUGUAUUUGAACCAAUGGAAGAGGUACCACUUGCUGUGGAAAUUAGACAAAGAUGUAGCCAUGGAGAAGUUAGCUGCAGAAAAGCCUACUUGUGUAACCUUUGAUGAGGAGUUGCAGUUUUAUAUGAAGGUAGCUCAAGAAGUGACUCAACAGCCCUUGAUUAAAGAUGAGCAAUUUGUCAGGCUUCAACUGACUCCUUUAGCCCACACAGUGCAGGACUAUGCUAGAGGCUGGAUGAUUUCACUUGGGAAGUUGCUUAAUGAGUCUGCAAGAGAGGAACUCUUCAGUCUUCAGGAAGAGAUUCAGAGAUUAUCACAGAGUCUGAAGAGAUCUCCUGAUUCCUUGGAGGAUCUCAAACUACUCCUUGGCACAAUUGCAGAGAUCAGAGGCAUGUCCUUCGAGGUAGAACUGAAAUAUUUGGACAUCUGGGAGAGAUAUCGAACUCUUGCAAUGUACAACAUUCCUGUAGCUAAAGAAGAACAGGAGGUGUCUGAUAAGAUUAAGGAAAAGUGGGAAACUCUCUUCUUUGAAGCAUCAGAAGUUGAUCACAACCUUGGAGGCAUAAAAAGAAAAUACACCAAGAUUAUACAGCAAUGGAUUGAGGACUACAGCAAAGAGGUAGAAGAUUUCUUCCAUAAAUUCAUGACUGAGGGGCCUGGUGCUGCUGGGGAGAAUCUUGACAAAGGACUGGAACUCAUGGCCAUUUCUGAAAAAGAGUUGGAAAAACUGGAAGAAAGCCACCAGGAACUGCGCAGUCUUGAGAAAAUUUUUGACUUGCCAGUGACAGUGUACCCCAACUUAAUGAAAGCACAGAAUGAUAUGAAAGGUCUAAAGCAGAUCUAUGAAAUUUAUGAAUUACAGAGAGCAGCUAAAAAGGAGUGGUCUCAGACACUCUGGAUAAACCUCGAUGUUCAGUUUCUUCAGGAAGGAAUUGAAGGAUUUCUUAAAGCCCUUUGGAAUCUGCCUGAACAAGUACACAGUAUGCCAAUAGCCUCUCACUUGGAAACAAAAAUGAAGGCGUUUCGAGACUCCAUUCCUUUGUUGCUUGAUUUGAAAACUGAAGCUUUAAGAGAAAGGCAUUGGCGAGACCUCAUGGAGAGAACAGAGACGAGUUUUGAAAUGACAACAGAAGCAUUCACUUUGGAGAACUUGUUUGCUAUGGAACUUCACAGACACUCAGAUGUUAUCAGUGAAAUAAUUGGAGUUGCUGUUAAGGAACUUAGACUUGAGAAGGAUGUGAAGGAAAUAGCAGAAAGAUGGGAACACCUGAAGUUCACUGUACAGAUGUACUUGAAAGACACUGAGAAGCGAGGCUUUAUUCUGGUAUCUGUGGGUAAAAUUUUAGACAUUCUUGAUGACAACAGUGUCAAUCUUCAGCGUGUUCUGAGCAGUCGAUUCGUGGCUCCUUUCCUUUCAACUGUUCACCUCUGGGAAAAAACUCUGUCAUUGAUUGGUGAAGUAAUUGAGAUCUGGAUGGUGGUUCAGAGAAAAUGGAUGUACCUGGAGAGCAUCUAUAUCGGUGGAGAUAUCAGAUCACAGCUUCCAGAGGAAGCCAAAAUGUUUGACAGGGUAGACGGGAUGUUUAAAAAGAUGAUGGAAGAAACCAACAAAGAACCAACCAUUAAAAAUUGCUGUGAAGCCCCAAAUCGCCUAUCAGACCUCCAUCAAAUGAAUGAUAUACUGGAGAAAUGUCAGAAGAGCUUGAAUGAUUACUUGGAUUCCAAGAGAAAUGCUUUCCCACGGUUUUUCUUUAUAUCUGAUGAGGAGUUGCUUAGUGUCCUUGGCAGCAGUAACCCACUUUGUGUCCAGGAACUCAUGAUAAAGAUGUUUGAUAACAUAGCCUCCCUGAGGUUUCAGGAUGGUGAUAGUGGUGAGAAAAUGGCCACAGCCAUGAUUUCAGCUGAGGGGGAGGUGAUGGAGUUCCGGCAGGCUGUGGCUGCAGGAGGCAGAGUGGAGAAGUGGAUGGCAGCGGUGGUGGCAGAAAUGAGACGAACCAACAAACGCCUUACUAAGGAAGCUAUUUUCCGAUAUUGUGAAGACAGAAGCAGGGCUGAUUGGAUGUUACUCUUCCAAGGCAUGAUGGUGCUGGCUGCUAAUCAGGUCUGGUGGACUUGGGAGGUAGAGGAUGUCUUUCGGAAAGUGAAGGCGGGACAAAAAGAGGCAAUGAAGCUUUAUGCUCAAAAAGUGCACAAGCAAAUUGAUGACGUGGUUACCCGCAUUGCAACGCCUUUGAGCCAAAAUGACAGGAAGAAGUACAACACUGUUCUCAUUAUUGAUGUUCACGCCAGAGACGUCGUUGAUAGAUUCGUAAAAUACAGCAUUCUGCAGGCUGAGGGCUUUGAAUGGGAAAGCCAACUGCGUUUCUACUGGGAGCGAGAGCCAGAUGAGCUGAGCGUGCGGCAGUGCACCAGCACGUUCCCCUAUGGCUAUGAGUAUAUGGGUUUGAAUGGACGUCUGGUCAUCACCCCACUGACAGAUCAUAUUUACCUUACACUCACACAGGCUUUGUCCAUGUUUUUGGGAGGAGCACUGGCAGGGCCAACAGGUACAGGGAAAACAGAGACAACCAAGGAUCUGGCCAAAGCUCUGGGCUUGCUCUGUGUGGUGACAAACUGUGGAGAAGGCAUGGAUUUCAAAGCAGUUGGUAAAACUCUUUCUGGUCUUGCCCAGUGUGGAGCAUGGGGAUGCUUUGAUCAAUUCAACCGUAUCGAUGCUUCAGUGCUUUCAGUCAUUUCUUCUCAGAUAAAGACCAUUCAAAAUGCUUUAAUGAAUCAGUUGAAAACGUUUCAGUUUGAAGGACAGGAGAUUACCCUUGACAGCCGAGUGGGUAUUUUUAUGACCAUGGAUCCUGGCAAUGCUGGCCAGACUGAACUCCCUGAGUCUGUAAAAGCUUUGUUCAGACCUGUUGUUGCUGUUGUACCAGAUCUUCAGCAAAUCUGUGAAAUCAUGCUCUUUUCUGAAGGGUUCCAUACGGCAAAGAUCCUUGCCAAAAAGAUGACAGUGCUAUACCAACUGGCAAAGGAACAACUUUCUAAACAGCAUCAUUAUGAUUUUGGACUGCGAGCCCUUAAGUCGGUGUUGGUGAUGGCUGGGAAGCUGAAGAGAGAAUCAGCAGACCUCAGUGAGGAAGUUGUACUGAUGAGAGCUCUACGAGAUACGAAUCUUCCUAAAUUUGUGUUUGAAGAUGUACCUCUCUUCCUUGGCUUAAUCUCUGAUCUAUUUCCUGGCCUGGAUUGCCCUCAAGUCCACUAUCCUGACUUUAAUGAUGCUGUAGAACAAGUGCUGGAAGAAGGAGGUUAUGUUGUUUUACCAGUCCAGGUGGAUAAAAUAGUUCAGAUGUAUGAGACCAUGUUAACUCAUCACACUGCAAUGGUAGUUGGACCUACUGGAGGUGGCAAGUCAGUUGUCAUUAAUGCUUUGUGCCAGGCCCAAAACAAGCUAGGGUUAUUGACAAAGCUUUACACACUGAACCCUAAAGCUAUGAGUGUGAAUGAACUGUAUGGGAUCCUUGACCCUACCACACGAGACUGGACAGAUGGAGUCCUGUCAAGCAUUUUUCGGUGUAUCAACAGGCCAACUGACAGGAGCGAGCGAAGGUACAUUCUGUUUGAUGGAGAUGUGGAUGCUGUCUGGGUUGAAAACAUGAAUUCUGUCAUGGAUGACAACAAGUUAUUGACCUUGGCAAAUGGGGAGCGGAUUAAACUCCAGCCACAUUGUGCUUUGUUGUUUGAGGUUGGUGAUUUACAGUAUGCAUCUCCUGCCACAGUAUCCCGUUGUGCAAUGGUCUUUGUAGAUCCUAAGAAUCUGCAAUAUGAGCCGUGCUGGCAGAAGUGGAUCCAAGAAAGGGGAAAUGAGAAAGAGAGAACUGAAUUGAAUCGGCUCUUUCAAAAAUAUGUGCCCUACCUCAUUGGUCUGAUUGUAGAGGGAAUCGUGGAUGGCACACGUGGAGAGAGGCUGAAGACUGUUGUUCCUCAAACAGGUGUAAAUAUGGUGGUGCAGUUGACUGUGAUGCUGGAAGCUCUCCUUGUGGUACAGCCUGAUGAUCCUGAUGUUCUGGAGUGCUUUUUCUUGGAAGCUUUGUAUUGCUCCUUGGGUGCUGCUCUUCUUGAUGCUGGGAGAAUUAAAUUUGAUGCAACAGUUAAACGCAUUUCCUCUAUGUCUACUGUUCAUGAUGACAACAUCCUGGCUAAGCCAGGGGAGCUGCCAGGUCAACUGCCAACUUUGUAUGACUUUCAUUUUGAUGGAGUUCAAAAAAAGUGGGUACCUUGGAUGAAACUUGUUCCAGAAUAUAUUCAUAAGCCUCAAGUGAAAUUUCUUGACAUUCUAGUGCCCACAGUGGAUACAACACGCACCAUGUGGUUACUAGAACAGAUGGUAACAGUGAAGCGCCCAGUUGUCCUUGUAGGUGAAUCGGGCACAUUUAAAACAGCAACUACACAAAACUUCCUAAACAAUCUGAACAAAGACCUUAAUCUGCUGCUGGUAAUUAACUUCUCUUCUCAUACAACAUCAAUGGAUAUUCAGAAAAAUCUAGAGACAAAUGUGGAGAAACGAACUAAAGACAUUUAUGGCCCUCCCAAGGGAAAACAGCUUAUUGUUUUCCUGGAUGAUAUGAAUAUGCCAAAGGUUGAUGAGCAUGGCACACAGCAACCCAUUGCCCUGUUGAAGCUACUGCUAGAGAAAGGUUUCCUGUACAACCGUGGAAAGGAGAUGAACUGUAAACUUCUUCAAGACCUGAUUUUUAUUGCUGCCAUGGGGAAAGCUGGAGGAGGUCGGAAUGAAGUUGACCCUCGAUUCAUCUCCCUCUGCAGUGUUUUUAACAUACCUUUUCCUUCUGAGCAAUCACUGUAUUUGAUCUAUAGCUCCAUCCUGAAAGGACACACCAUGAUGUUUAAUGAGUCUGUAUCAGCCAUCUCUGACAAGAUCACUGCAUGUACUUUGGAGCUUUAUAAAAUGAUUGUUUGUGACCUACCCCCUACUCCCUCCAGAUUCCAUUACAUUUUUAACCUGAGGGAUCUUUCCAGGGUCUAUCAUGGACUUACUCUUACAACUCCAGAGAGGUUUCAAACAGUGGCCCAGAUGGUGAGAGUUUGGAGAAAUGAGUGCCUCAGGGUUUUCCAUGACAGGCUGAUUAAUGAAGCAGACAAAGCAUUGGUACAAGGUCAUAUAAAACACCUGAUUGAAGAGAAUUUUGGAGAUAACUUGCAGAAAGCCAUGAGAGAUCCUGUCCUUUUUGGAGAUUUCAGAAUGGCACUGAGGGAAGGAGAACGUCGUGUUUAUGAGGAUAUUCAAGACUAUGAUGCAGCAAAAGUUCUCUUUCAGGAGAUUUUGGAGGUAUAUAAUGAAGUUAAUAGGAAAGUGAAUCUGGUUCUUUUUGAUGAUGCUUUGGAGCACUUAAUCCAUGUACAUCGCAUCAUACGGAUGGAUCGUGGGCAUGCUCUGCUCAUAGGGGCAGGAGGCUCAGGAAAGCAGUCCCUGACCAGACUGGCUGCCUAUACAGCUGGAUGUGAGGUGUUUGAGAUCAUCUUGAGUCGAGGAUAUGGAGAAAAUCAUUUCCGAGAGGAUUUGAAAAAACUGUACAACAAGCUGGGUAUUGAGAACAAGUCAAUGGUAUUCUUGUUUACAGACACCCACGUAGCAGAGGAGAGUUUCCUGGAACUCAUCAACAACAUGUUAACUUCAGGAAUGGUGCCAACUCUUUUUCCAGAUGAUAAAAAAAAUGCCAUACUAAGUCAGAUUGGAGAUGAAGCUACUGAAGCUGGUGUGAACCCAACUAAAGAGAGUGUCUGGCAAUAUUUUGUAAACAGAUGUGCAAACAACCUUCACAUUGUCCUGGGAAUGUCCCCAGUUGGGGACAGCCUGAGAAUGUGGUGCAGAAAUUUCCCAGGUCUUGUCAACAACACUGGUAUUGACUGGUUCUUGCCCUGGCCCCCCCAGGCCUUGUAUGCAGUUGCACAAUCACUGAUUGGCACUAACACACACGUCCCAUUGAAGAGCUCCAGGUCAGUGAUUGAGCACAUGGUCAUGGUGCAUGAGUCUGUAGGGGAUUUCAGCAAGAGACUUCUGCAAAAAGCAAGAUACAGAAACUAUGUCACACCAAAGAACUACCUUGAUUUUAUCCAUACUUACUCCAAACUGUUGAAUGAAAAACAUGAGUUCAUUUUAGCACAAUGUAAACGGCUGGAAAGGGGCUUAGAUAAACUGAAGGAAGCUAGUAUACAGCUGGUUGAGAUGAACAAGAAGCUUGCUGAGCAAAAGAUUGUGGUAGCAGAAAAAUCUGCUGCUUGUGAGGCUUUGUUACAAGAGAUUUCAGCAAACACAGAAGUGGCUGAGGAGAAGAAAAAACUGGCUGAAGAAAAAGCUAUGGAGCUACAGGAACAGAAUGAGGUGAUUGCUAUGGAGAAAGCAGCUGCUGAGACAGCUUUGGAUGAAGUUAUGCCUGUUUUAGAAGCAGCCAAACUGGAGCUUCAGACGCUCAAGAAGACUGAUGUCUCUGAGAUCAGAUCCUUUGCAAAACCCCCUAAGCAAGUGGAGGCUGUUUUGCAGUGUGUUCUCAUAAUGAGAGGCUACAAGGAAUUAAACUGGAAGACAGCCAGAGCAAUGAUGUCUGAGGCAAACUUCCUGCGAUCCGUGAUGGAGACAGAUUUUGAUAGAAUUACCCAGAGCCAAGUGAAAUCCAUCCGAGGUCUGUUAAAGACUCUUAAUACUACUUUCAAAGAAAUGGAACUUGUUAGCAGAGCAGGACUGGGAAUGUUAAAGUUUGUUGAAGCAGUGAUGAGCUACUGUGAUGUAGUUAAACAAGUCAAGCCCAAGAGAGAAAAGGUGGCCAUGCUGGAGAGGAACUAUUACUUAAGUAAACGGGACCUGGAAAAGAUAAAUGCAGAGCUGACUACCAUUCAGGGUGAGCUUAAAGCUUUGGGGGACAAAUACCAAGAGGCAAUAAAAGAAAAGCAACAGUUACAAGAAGAAGCAGAGAUUAUGCAGAGAAGAUUAGAUGCUGCUGACAAGCUCAUCUUUGGCUUGAGAUCUGAAAACAAGAGGUGGACAAAGGAAUUGGAGGACUAUGAAAUCCGAAAGGUGAAAUUGCUUGGAGACUGUCUACUGUGUGCUGCCUUUCUGAGCUAUGAGGGAGCAUUCAACUGGGAGUUUCGUAACGAAAUGAUCUAUCAAGUGUGGCAAACAGAUAUCCUCUCACGAGAGAUUCCUCUCAGCCAGCCAUUUCGGUUAGAAAGCCUCCUGACUACUGAGGUGGAGGUUAGCAGGUGGGUUUCCCAGGGACUGCCUCCAGAUGAGCUCUCUAUCCAGAAUGGCAUCCUGACAACCUAUGGGAGCCGCUUCCCACUCUGUAUUGACCCACAGCAACAGGCCUUGCACUGGAUUAAGAAGAAAGAAGAAAAAAAUAACCUGAGGAUGGCUUCCUUUAAUGACCCAGACUUCCUUCAACAAUUACAACUGGCCAUAAAGUAUGGAAACCCUUUCUUGUUGCAUGGAGUUGAUGAGUAUAUUGAUCCUGUGAUAGACAAUGUCUUGGAGAAGAACAUCCAAGUUGCACAGGGGCGAACUUUCGUUGUCCUGGGUGACAAAGAGGUUGACUACGACAAUAAUUUUAGGCUGUACUUGUACACCAAGUUAUCAAACCCAAAGUAUCCUCCCUCUGUGUUUGACAAAGCUAUGGUUAUCAAUUAUACAGUUACACUGAAGGGCCUGGAGGAUCAGUUGCUCAGUGUCAUUAUGGGCUUUGAAAGAAGAGAACUGGAAGAACAGAGGCAACAUCUCAUCCAAGAGACAAGUGACAACAAAAACUUGCUGAAGGAUCUGGAAGACUCUCUCCUUCGGGAGCUGACAUCUUCCACAGGGAACAUGUUGGACAACUUGGACUUGGUGCAAACCCUGGAAGAGACAAAAUCCAGGACUACUGAGGUGAUUGAAAAACUGGAUCUGGCUGAGACCACAGCGGUGGAUAUUGAUCAUCUCCGAGACGGCUACAGACCAGCUGCCAGGAGGGGGGCCAUUUUAUUCUCUGUUCUGUCGGAAAUGGCACAUGUCAACAUCAUGUACCAGUACUCACUGGUCUCCUUCUUAGAGGUUUUUAGCUUCUCCCUUCGGAAAUCCAUACCCAGCCCCAUACUUCAGAAGAGGUUAAAGAACAUCAUGAACACGCUGACUUUCAACACCUACAAAUACGUCUGCACAGGCUUGUUGGAGAAGCACAAGCUGCUGUUCUCCUUCAAUAUGACUGUCAGGAUAGAACAAGCUAAUGGCAGAGUUACUCAAGCAGAACUGGAGUUCUUUUUAAAAGGCAAUAUUUCCCUGGAGAAGAGCGCACGGAAGAAACCGUUUGCUUGGCUUCCAGAUCAAGGGUGGGAAGAUCUGAUUCACUUGUCUGAUCUGUUUCCUGAGAAAUUUCAGUCUCUUCCAGAUGAUGUGGAAAAAAAUCCAGAUGAAUGGAAAAAGUGGUAUGACACAGAGGCUCUGGAGCAGCUGCCGUUCCCCCUGCAGUACCAGAACCAUCUCAGCACCUUCCAGAAGCUGCUGCUGCUCCGCUGCUUCCGGGUGGAGCGGCUGUACCAGGCAGUAACGAACUAUGUCACCCUGACUCUGGGUCAGAAGUAUGUGCAGCCUCCUGUGAUCAGCUUUGAUGCUAUCUUUGAGCAGGGCAGUCCUCACACACCCGUUGUUUUUAUCUUAAGUCCUGGCUCUGAUCCUGUCAGUGACCUCAUGAAACUGGCAAAGAGGACGGGCUUUGGAGGGGACAGACUCCAACUCCUGGCCAUGGGACAAGGCCAAGAAAAGAUUGCUUUGCAGAUGCUGGAGAAUGCAGUGGUUUGUGGACAGUGGCUCAUUUUGCAGAACUGUCACCUGUUGGUGAGGUGGCUUAUCAAGCUGGAAAAGGCCCUGGAGGAACUGACAAAGCCUCAUGCAGACUUUCGCCUGUGGCUGACGACGGCCCCCACGGGCGGCUUCCCGGGAGGGAUGCUGCAGAAGGCCCUGAAGGUUGCAAUAGAACCACCUAAUGGUCUGAAACUCAACAUGAGAGCCACCUACUCCAGAAUUUCCCAGGAAGCCUUAGAGCAGUGCCCACAUCCUGCCUUUAAAUCCUUAGUCUACGUCUUGGCCUUUUUCCACGCCGUGGUGCAGGAGAGGAGGAAGUUUGGGAAGAUUGGCUGGAACAUACCCUAUGAUUUUAGGGAACUGGAUUUCCAGGUCUGCAUGGAAGUUCUCAACAUAUACUUGACAAAAGCUUUCCAACAAAAUGAUGAUAAAAUCCCCUGGAGGUCUCUCAAAUAUCUUAUUGGGGAGGUCAUGUACGGUGGGCAUGUGGUUGACAGCUUCGAUCGCCGCGUUCUCAGAACCUACGUGGACGAGUACUUUGGUGAUUUCAUCUUUGACACCCACCAGGAGUUUCAUUUUUAUAAAAAUGACCAAGUUGAUUAUAAUAUUCCACAAGGGACUGUAAAAGAUGACUUUAUUGAGGCAAUAGACUCUCUGCCACUUGUCAAUGGUCCAGAGGUACUUGGUCUUCAUGCAAAUGCUGCCAUUGGCUACUACACAGAAGCUGUUCAUGAUAUGUGGACUCAUCUCCUGGAGCUGCAGCCUCAGACUGGGGCAGCGGGUGCAGGCAGGAGCCGAGAUGAAUACAUUGCCAGUGUUGCUGAGGAUAUAGGAAGUGAAAUGCCUCCAGUAUUCGACCUUGAGCAGAUCAGGAAAGGCUUUGGCCCAGAACUGUCCCCCACCACUGCAGUGCUCUUGCAGGAGCUGGAACGGUUCAAUGCGCUGGUUGUUCAAAUGGCAAAGUCCCUGGCUGAACUGCAAUGUGCCUUGGCUGGGCAAGUUGGCAUGAGCAGUGAGCUGGAUGCUUUGGCUCAGGCCCUCUUCCACGGGCAGGUCCCUGCAGCCUGGCGCCGGCUGGCCCCCGACACCCGCAAAACACUUGGAGAGUGGAUCAGUUUCUUUCGAGCUCGGUACAACCAGUACAGCCAGUGGGUGGACACGGGGGAGCCGAAGGUGCUGUGGCUGCCGGGGCUGCACGUGCCCGGCGCUUACCUGACGGCGCUGCUCUGCGCCGCCUGCCGCAGAAACCAGUGGCCGCUGCAUUGCGCCACCUUCUACACCGAGGUGACCAAGUACAGGGCUGCAGAGGACAUGAAGGAGGAGGCUACUCAGGGUGGUUUUGUCUCUGGGCUGUUUCUGGAAGGUGCAGACUGGGACGUGGAGCGCGGCUGCCUCUGCUGGAGCCGGCCCGGGGCGCCGCGGGUGCAGCUGCCGGUGCUGAGGAUCAUCCCUGUGGAGCUGCACAGGCUGAGGCUGCAGAACACCCUCCGGACUCCUGUGUACACAACGUCCCAGCGCAGGGACACCAUGGGCCUCGGCCUUGUGUUUGAAGCAAACCUUUACACCAAACGGCACAUCUCCCACUGGGUCCUUCAAGGCGUUUGCCUCCUCUUGAACGCAGAGUGA